This is a messenger RNA of Elephantulus edwardii (Cape elephant shrew), 1639 nucleotides long. It is a transcript of the gene PPP2CB, whose product is annotated as protein phosphatase 2, catalytic subunit, beta isozyme. NCBI's taxonomy places the organism in Eukaryota, Metazoa, Chordata, Mammalia, Macroscelidea, Macroscelididae. The transcript is spliced from 7 exons. Gene Ontology annotation, molecular function: protein serine/threonine phosphatase activity. Gene Ontology annotation, biological process: peptidyl-serine dephosphorylation; mitotic cell cycle. The record is from RefSeq and is a predicted model, not a curated record. The coding region runs from base 85 to 1014 and encodes 309 amino acids. Gene Ontology annotation, cellular component: cytosol.
GGGAGAGGGGAGCCGCACCUGGGGCGGGGGUGGGUGGGUGCGGGGAGGGGGGCGGGCAGCGCCGGGGACGGGGAUCGGGCCGCCAUGGACGACAAGGCGUUCACAAAGGAGCUGGACCAGUGGGUCGAGCAGUUGAAUGAGUGUAAACAGCUUAACGAGAACCAAGUGCGGACUUUGUGCGAAAAGGCUAAGGAAAUUUUAACAAAAGAAUCAAAUGUGCAAGAGGUUCGCUGUCCUGUCACCGUUUGUGGAGAUGUUCAUGGUCAAUUCCAUGAUCUUAUGGAACUCUUCAGAAUUGGUGGAAAAUCACCAGACACAAAUUACCUCUUCAUGGGUGACUACGUAGACAGAGGUUAUUACUCAGUGGAGACUGUGACUCUUCUUGUGUCCUUAAAGGUGCGUUAUCCUGAGCGCAUUACAAUAUUAAGAGGAAACCAUGAAAGUCGACAAAUUACCCAAGUAUAUGGCUUUUAUGAUGAAUGUCUUCGAAAAUAUGGAAAUGCCAAUGUUUGGAAAUAUUUUACAGAUCUAUUUGAUUAUCUUCCUCUUACAGCUUUAGUAGAUGGUCAGAUAUUCUGCCUCCAUGGUGGCCUCUCUCCAUCUAUAGAUACACUGGACCAUAUAAGAGCCCUGGAUCGUUUACAGGAAGUUCCUCAUGAGGGCCCAAUGUGUGACCUGCUAUGGUCAGAUCCAGAUGAUCGUGGUGGAUGGGGUAUUUCUCCACGUGGUGCAGGCUACACAUUUGGACAAGACAUUUCAGAAACAUUCAACCAUGCCAAUGGUCUCACACUGGUUUCUCGUGCUCACCAACUUGUAAUGGAGGGAUAUAAUUGGUGUCAUGAUCGGAAUGUGGUUACCAUUUUCAGUGCACCAAAUUACUGUUACCGCUGUGGGAACCAGGCUGCUAUCAUGGAACUAGAUGACACUUUAAAAUAUUCCUUCCUUCAGUUUGACCCAGCGCCUCGUCGUGGAGAGCCUCAUGUUACCCGACGCACUCCAGACUACUUCCUGUAGAUUGCUUCAGGGAAAACCUGCCUUUGUAUGUGGAAGUAUACCUGGCUUUUUAAAAUAUAUAUAUACACAAAUAUAUAUAUAUAUUUAAAAACAAAAAAAGCAACAGUAAUCUAUGUGUUUCUGUAACAAAUUGGGAUCUGUCUUGGCAUUAAACCACAUCAUGGACCAAAAUGUGCCAUAUUAAUGAUGAACAUUUAGCACAGUUGUAGACUGAAAUCCAGUACAUCACUAUGUUCUAGGUCAGUCACAGUCUGACAGUUUGCCUGCUGUAUUUGUAAUAACCAUUUUCCUCUGGACUGUUCAUAUAAAAAAAGGUAACUAAUUUCUUUAUCUCUUUUUGCUCUUAGUUAAGAUUCUCAUUAUAGCAUUUAAAUGGCAUGGAUUAAAAUUUUCUUGUUAAGGAGAAUUCACAAGCUAACUUCCACUUAAUCCAUUACCCUUUAUUUUAUUGAAAUGUAAUUAACUGAAGAAAAUAUUCUUUUGGGGAGUAUGUUGUCAUAACAUUUAAAGAGAUUUCCUUUAAAUUACUGUUUUAUGUUGAUCUACAUAUUUCUGUAUAUUUGUCAUGACAGUGCUUGCUUCUAUUUGAUGUCCUAAGCAAAUAAACUCGUUUUAAACAAAACCA